ACUGAAACAAGACAGUAGGAGGAUGAUAAGGAUGCAGCUGACUGUUGCUGGAAGUGGGAAACUGACACUGAGCAGCGUGAGGGCUGUGCAGAUAUAAAGCAGAGUGGCAGCAGCAGGAAAACUAUUUUUCCUGCCAGGCAAAUACAUUUUUUUCAAAUAUAUAUUAGCUUUAAAAUGUAGAAUUUGGGUGCAUGUCCUGGGCUGACUCCCAAACAUUUGUACUCAUGUGCCAGCACCUCCUUUCAUCAGUCUAUUUUAGGCGUGUUCCUUUAUACCUUGCUGGGGGCUUCCCUCCUGUUCCACCUACGCGCUGUCUGCUUAUUUGUUCCUCUUGUCUAUUUUAAAACGCUUUCCGUUUCCAGAGACUUUGUCAGGAACAAACAAAUGUAUAAAUUUAUCUCCCAGGAAGGUUCUUGAACACCACAAUAAAUAAUGUAUCAUCAUCUAAUUAAAGUUGUUAUAAAUGGGAUACUGUGUCGGAGCAAAUUAUUUCUCAACUUGUAUUUAAAGUGCUAGCAAAUUCUAAAUGCAUUUAUCUCUAAAAGUGGCUUCACUUAGCACUAAAAACACAAUAUGUUUGUCUACAAACCUUUUUUUUUUUUUUUUUUUUACAAAUUAUAAGGUUUUCGCUUACAUGUGACCUAAAGCUUGACAGAAAGAGGCGGUCUACGUGGUCAUGUCUUUAUUGUCUAAAUAUAGUAUCCACCUUCCCUAUCUGGUGGCCACAGCUGUUUUCUCUCUCCCUUUUUUUUGAUGAAGCAUGGCUAUAAGAGGGUGUUGGUGUGUGUGUGUGAGUGCAUACGAGCUCUGACAACAGCAGUGGUACAGUUUAGCAGCAGCAGCAGAGGGAGAAUGGUCAGACAUAUGUUCUCCAACUUCCUACUACUCUGGUCACUCAGCCAUGACCUUUGCGUAACAGGACUGACGUAUUAUGCUUCGAGGGAGCAGUCCUGGAACAAUCGGAAUCUCUCUUCUAUCCCUGUGGAUUUGGAUAUAAGGAUCAGAAGACUGGACCUGUCCAAUAACUUCAUCAAACAGCUGCACACGCUUGAGCUGCCUUACUUGGAGCAGCUGGACUUGAGCAACAACCAGCUGGAUCUCAUCUCCGAGGGGCUGUUUGAAAACCUGGUUCGACUUGAGCAGCUGAAUUUGUCCAGAAACGAACUAAACAACAACCUUGGCAAUAACAGCAAAGCCCUCCAAUCCCUCAGCGGGCUGAAGGAUUUGGACAUAUCAAUGAACGGCCUGAGUGACUUUGCAGCCGAGCACUACCUUAGAAACAAAUCCGCCCUCGAUCAGCUCAAGAUGACCGGUAAUGCUUUAACAAGACUUUCACACAAAUUAUUCACAGAGAGUAAAAGCCUGAGGGCCAUUGCUAUUGACGACAAUCUGAUAUCUGAGAUCGAAGAAGGGACGUUCGAAUCACUGAUCCAAUUAGAGGUGUUAAACUUGGCUAAAAACAAUCUUGCGCACAUUUGUGAUUUUAAAUUGCGUCAAGUGAAAUUUCUAAAUCUGAGCAGAAACUCCGUAGAGUUUUUUGUCACACAUGAGGACAGCAGGCUGUACAGGCUUGAAGUUCUUGAUCUCAGCCACAACAAACUUCUUUACUUUCCAAUCGUUCCGAAAAUGAACCGUUUGCGGUAUCUUUAUUUGCAGAAUAACAUGAUCGGUUCCUAUUCAGAGGCUGCUUUGGUGUCAGAGACAAAUUCUCUUUAUAGUGAGAUUGUAGGUGAAAAAAUUGCAAUAAAAAACAACCUACACUCAAACUGGAGGCCCAUGCCACUGAUUUAUAUUGACCUGAGCUACAACCACUUCAGGUCUUUCCCAAUCGAGACUUUAAGCCUAUUGCUGUCUUUAGAAACUCUGAAUCUCAGCUAUAACUGUCUACAAAGCAUCAUCUGGGAUGUGAGAAAUGACUCUGACUCAGGACCCCUUCGCCAGCUUUUCUUCCGCUCCCUAAAGCACCUUGACCUGCAAAGCAACAGGCUGGUAUAUAUUUCCCCAACUUUUCUCAGUGCACUCGCACAAAUAGAAAGACUAAAUCUGCAAGACAACUCAGUCCAACCUUGCACUUCUGCUGAUCACUUAGGAAGCAUUAACUCAACACAGCAAACAAAUCUUGAUGACCUUUGUGUUGAAUUCGCCUACUUAGGGACUCUAAAACACCUCAAUCUUAAAGGAAAUGGCAUAAAAAUGCUUCAGCCUAACACAUUUCAGGGGACUUCUUUGGUUUCCCUCAGCCUUGCAAAAAAUCCAUCACUGGUCAUGCAAGAGGGGGCGCUAGAAGUUGUGCAAACAACUCUACAGUCCUUAAUUAUCAGUGAGAUCAACUUAACCAGCUCUCGUCUGUUGUCUCUACCGUGCAUGCCGGCAUUAACCCACCUGAACGUAUCGAACAACCUGCUGGAUACAAUUCCCAGAAGUUUAAGUUGUUCUCCCCUGAGAGAAAUUGACAUAAGACAUAAUGUUUUUAUAACUUUAAACCCUUCGUUGAUUCGCGCUUUAUCCACAAACCUUACCGUCAUGCAUAUAAGCGGGAAUCCUUUCAACUGCUGUGACAACAGAUGGUUGAUGGUCUUAAAUGAGACGGAGAUUACAGUGCCCGAUAUCAGUGAGGCAGAAUGCUUUACGAGAGUUAGAAACCUUACGGUGACAGAAUAUCUGAUGAACCCUUCAUUGUACUGUUCAUUGCGCACAAAGGCACAGGAAGUUCAUUUUGGACAAAUGAUGAUAAUUGUCUUAUUUGCAAUUGUUUUGUUAGCAGUUUUCAUCAUGUUCAGCAGGAAGCUGUGCUGCACACAGAGAUCUGUUAUGGUGUGAAGUCUCAAAUCAGUCUUUUACAGUUUUUUUUUUUAGAUAAUUUUAGACGUGCACAUGGGCUAUGUAAAGUAAGCAUGCCAUAAACUUGGUGGAAAAGUGAAGAUUUUGGUUAUUGCACAUUACAGUCUUACAGGACAUACCUGCAAACUUUUCGUGACCUCUGCAGCUAAAAUCUUAAACUGGAAAUUGGCAUUACUGAUUCCCAAGUGGUUUGGUUACAGUGCACGUCAAAUCAAGAAUCACAAGAGUUCGUAUCCAUUCUUCAUCGUGAAUGUUUGUUUUGAAACUAAAAGCUUUAGCCAAUGGAUUACAUUUUUAUGACGUCUAUGAAGCCUUGCAGAACAUUCCAAGAGUCACGACUGGACUCCUGAAUAAUUCAACACAAUUGCCAUAUAGACCCUUGUAAGAGAGCUUUUGUUUAAACAUAUUGAUUUGUAUAUAUUUUUAAAUAAGAAUGGCUUAUUUUGUCUUUAUACAAGAAAUGUCAUUAUACCAGCCUGUUCUGUAAUAUAUAAUGUGUGGCUCUGACCCUGGAGACUGUGGUCAGAUGUUGCAACGGUGUAUGGUUUACAUAAUAAACAUGUCGCACUGAAUAACCACGAUAUCGUGCAGUUCUUUAUUUAAGAAUACCAUUCCCCGCAUUUCAGUAUCUACAAAAUAAAUCAAUGAGGUGGGAAGGUGAACAAUUAUAGUUGAAAUGCCACCAAGUCAUAGAAUCCUAACUGUAAGGUCAUGAUCAGAGAAGGUCAUCCAUUAAGAUUGUGAAACUAAGCAACACAACAUUAAACUUUGACUUGCAUCCUACAAUACUGAUCCACUGGCAAUGGCAUGAAAAGAUAUUUGAAAUUGUAAGCAAGUACCUCUGGAUGUACACCAAAAGAAAAAAAAGAUAUGCCAUUGAGCAAUCUUUCUUGCUGUCUUCCUAUUGGCAAAUCCCUCUUCUUGAAACUGAUGCAAAGUGCCGUUUUGCAACUGGAACCAGUAUAUGUGAUGUCAGCAUUAUCACGGGUACAGCAAAACUGCCUAUCAAUCUAACUCUUGAGCAAUAUUAACUUUAGUAAAAUGUCUGUAUUGCCCCACCCACACGUUUCAGCUUCUAGAUCAAGUAGCAGCUUGACAAGUUCAAGCAAAGAGCACUUGAAGAAAAGAACACUGUGUGGAUAGCAUUAGGUGUCAAACCAUAGGAAUGCAACAAGUAAAUUGUAUUCAUUCUUCUUCUUGGUGUUGAUAGUUACUGGCAUUUAGACAUUAGCAACAGCUUGCAUGCAAAGUUGCACGACUUUCUGUUUCUACCUCUACACCAGGGGUGCCAAACACAUGGCCCCUGGGCCAGAAUCAGACCGCCAAAGACUCCAUUCUGUCCAACUAGACAGACUUGGAAAAAAAUUGAGAAAAAGGGCAUAAAUUUGGGACUUUUAACUGUAUUUUCUAUAAGGUUGACAGCUUUUCCUACUGAUAAGGACCUCCUUCGUAACCAUUCAUAACACACCAAAGUAACUAAAUAAUAGAUAAACAGUUAAAUGCAAUAUCUACAACUGAAACUUCUAUCUUUUUAAAGAGGGUCCACAGUUAGAAAGUCAUAGUCUGUUACAUCCAGUACUUACAAUAUGGACAGAUUUCUUCCAUUUAAUACAGCAGCAUUUCUUUAUCGUGUAGAAAAACCGAGACAUACUGCUUAAAAGGUACUUCUUUUUUGUUAUAUGAAGAUAUCUGAGAAAUUCAAUGGAUGGUUA
Haplochromis burtoni (Burton's mouthbrooder) is the source of this 4553-nucleotide messenger RNA. RefSeq names its product transforming growth factor beta activator LRRC32-like. Gene Ontology annotation, molecular function: protein binding. Bases 754 to 2820 code for a protein of 688 amino acids. The record is from RefSeq and is a predicted model, not a curated record. NCBI's taxonomy places the organism in Eukaryota, Metazoa, Chordata, Actinopteri, Cichliformes, Cichlidae. The transcript is spliced from 2 exons.